ACCUUUGUUUUCCCGGUCCAAUAGAAUCGAGUCAAUCGCCCAGCUGAUUCAUAAACAGUGUCACAAUAGAGAAAAGAAAGUGGAAUUUUCAUGCAAAAGGGUUUGAGAAUUUGGUUGAGACUCACGGAUUGUAUUCGAAAUCGGGUAGAAUGAGGUAUCCAGUGGAUUCAGCGGAAGCGGGGCGCGCGAGGAAGAAGGGGGCGUGGGUUCGGGCGUGGCUGGUGGUGGACUCCGCAGGGGAGGCGGAGGUGGUGGAGGCCGGCAAGCACGCCAUCAUGCAGCGGACUGGUCUCCCCGGCCGAGAUCUCCGCAUGCUCGACCCCGCCCUCUCCUACCCCUCCACCGUCUUGGGCCGAGAGCGCGCGAUCGUCGUCAAUUUGGAGAAUAUCAGGUCGAUUAUCACUUCUCGAGAGAUGAUUUUUCAAAAUUCCAAAGAUCCUUUGCUUACUCCUUUUGUCGAUAAAAUUCAGCAAGUGUUUCGCCAUCGACAAGCUGUCCUCUCCACCCAGGAGUCUGGACAUGAAGGAAACAAACCAGUGUGGACAGAUUUUUACGGCUCAAAAGAGCCGGAACAGGAAGAUGGUGGUGACCAAAUUUAUACUUACCAACAAAAGAAAGAAGAGUGGAAUACAGAGGAAACAGGAGAGAACGAGCACGCUUUGAAGAUUCUUCCAUUCGAAUUUGUUGCCCUCGAGGCAUGCCUCCAGGCUACCUGCAGUAGCUUGGAUGAUGAAGCAACAAGACUGGAGCAAGAAGCUCAUCCAGCAUUGGAUAAGCUCACUUCCAAGAUUAGCACUCUCAAUCUAGACCGGGUUCGACAUAUUAAGAGCCGUUUGGUGGCAAUAACUGGGCGCGUGCAGAAGGUGAGGGAUGAGUUGGAGCAUUUGCUCGAUGACGACGAAGAUAUGGCAGAGAUGUAUUUGACAGAGAAGUUAGAGGAGGAGGAGGCGCUUGAGAAUUCUUCUACCAAAGAGCAAGACAUGGUAGAUGAGGAAGCAGAUCAGGCUAGUUUCGAGGCAAAGAUGGGACUUGAUGAUGACGAGCAGCAAGCUCCGAGCAUGCAAAGUUCUAGCAUCAAGAGUCUCGAUGUGGAGGAGCUCGAGAUGAUUCUAGAAGCAUAUUUCGUACAGAUAGAAGGCACGUUGAACAAGCUAUCCGCUCUGAGAGAGUACGUGGACGACACAGAAGACUACAUAAACAUAAUGCUGGAUGACAAGCAGAACCAUCUGCUGCAAAUGGGAGUGGUGCUCACUACAGCGACUUUGGUGGUGGGUGCGUUUGUGGCCUUGACUGGGGUGUUUGGCAUGAACAUUGGCAUCGAGCUCUUCGACCCCAAGUUAUAUGGGAUGUCUGAAUGGCUCUGGACCGUAGGUGGAAGCACCAUUGCCUCUGUUUUCUGUUACGUAAUCGGUGUUGCCUGGUGCAGGUACCAACGCCUCUUGGAAUGAAGAGGGAGGAGGAAGAGUUAUGUUUUCUCGCUUGCUUUACCACAAUCCAAUGUUGAUCUUGUAGCUUUUUAAUUAGUUAUGAUUUUGAGUUGGUUACUUGGUGAGAUACAAAGAUGUUGCCCAUUUUUUGAAAUUGAUUUUUUUAUAUUUUAAUAAACUACCAUCUCUCCCUUAUUUUGUAAAGUGAAAUAAACAUUUAGCUUAAUGGGCCUCAAAGCCCGCAA
Messenger RNA from Salvia hispanica, 1672 nucleotides. RefSeq names its product magnesium transporter MRS2-3-like. Lineage: Eukaryota; Viridiplantae; Streptophyta; Magnoliopsida; Lamiales; Lamiaceae. Gene Ontology annotation, molecular function: magnesium ion transmembrane transporter activity. The record is from RefSeq and is a predicted model, not a curated record. Gene Ontology annotation, biological process: magnesium ion transport.